UCGAUUAGAAAAAAAUAUUCGAUUCGAUUCUGAAAUCAUCAGGUAUUCGAAAUUGCCCAGCCCUAGUUAUUACUGCAUCAAGUUGGUGAAUUUUAAUUUUUCCAUCAUGUUUUUUUGCUAUUUUGCUCAAUUAUUUGUCUUGAUUUUGAAUAGUUUCUUUGAGUAUUUGAGGUCUCACGAUACGAACAAGGAAGCCAUCUUUAGUGCAUUUCCAAAUUCAAACUUUUCAAAUAUGCAUUGACUUCUGUGUGUUCUCUCUUGAGCAUGACCUAAUUUGGAAUAUCUUUAUUACUUCUGAGUGAGUUUGCGAUGCUAUUAGAAGAUUUUUUUUCAAAAAUGUAACAUUAUUUAUAAUUUAAAUGCUUCGAUUUUGUGCUUUUUUGACUUAAACUUUUUCUCAUUUUAGAUUUUCUACGUAACUAAUUUAACUAUGGAAGAUAUUACAAGUAAUUUUGAAGCUUCAUUGCCUUUGGAACAUUACAAAGAGGUAUUAAAAAAUGACGUGCGACCGGACGGAAGAGAUCUUGGAAAAUUUAGAAAAAUGACGAUUAACGUUGAAUCUAUUAGUACAGCGGACGGCUCUGCCCUUGUGCAAAUGGGAAAUACCAUGGUCGUUUGUGGGGUCAAAGGUGAACUUACGAAACCCCCCGCUUCGAAGCCUGAUUGUGGAAUUAUCGUUCCGAAUGUGGACUUACCGCCGAUGUGUGCGGCUCAUUUCAAACCCGGUCCACCGUCCGAACAAGCACAAGUUGCGAGCCAACUUCUUAAUGACAUCAUAAAGACUUGUGAUGUCAUAAAUCUUGAUGAAUUAUGUAUUUUUAAAGACAAACUGGUCUGGGUUUUAUAUUGUGAUGUUGUUUGUGUGAGUUACGAUGGAAAUUUAAAUGAUGCUUGUAUAAUGGCUUUAGUGGCCGCUCUCGAGAACACAACGUUGCCAAAAAUAAUACAAUGAAGAAAAUGAUGUCAUAGAGACGCUCGCUGACCCGGAACAGAGGUCAAAGUUGAUAGUUCGAAAAAGGCUAGUUUCUUCAACUUUUGUUUUAUUCGACUCUACUCAUCUAAUUGCUGACCCAACUUUGAAGGAAGAGGAAAUGA
Molecule: messenger RNA, 1095 nt
Organism: Styela clava
Lineage: Eukaryota; Metazoa; Chordata; Ascidiacea; Stolidobranchia; Styelidae
Source: RefSeq, a predicted model, not a curated record